Messenger RNA from Phytophthora nicotianae INRA-310, 1090 nucleotides. RefSeq lists its product as hypothetical. The record is from RefSeq and is a predicted model, not a curated record. NCBI's taxonomy places the organism in Eukaryota, Oomycota, Peronosporomycetes, Peronosporales, Peronosporaceae. The coding region runs from base 95 to 955 and encodes 286 amino acids. The transcript is spliced from 2 exons.
GUUCAGUUCACUUGGCCAACGGAGAUUGCGUGAGUAAGUCUCAAGCUCAACUAGUCGCCACAAGAAGAUUUGUGCUGGUGACAUUAACCGCAGCAUGUUGAGGGGCGUUAGACUUGCGAAGACGCUCGUCCCUGUCGUCCGAAGGUCUGGAAGCUGUUACCUAUCGUCGAUAGCAAGUCGAGAGCCCAAGGCCACGCUCGUCACGAUCCCAGCAUCCAAUUAUGCCGAGAAAGCUCGAUGGGCACUCCGCGUUGCCAAGAUCCCGUUUGUUGAAGAGAAGUGGGCUCCUUUGUUCGCCUACCUAUCGACAAAGCCUAAAGGAGGCCGCUCCGUGCCGUUGCUAGUAGUUCCAUCUUCCCCCAAAGUGGUUCUGACUGACAGCGCAGAUAUCAUGGCAUUUUGCGCUGAAAAGCAUCAGGAGCUAUACCCCAAUGAAAAGGCGAAAGAUCAGGAAAAAUUCUUCGACACCAAACUCGGACCACACGCCCGUCGUUGCGUCUACUAUACGAUGUUUCAGGAUGAAAAGGUAUCCCAGAGGAUAAUGGCGGACCCAAUUGACGGUUUGGUGCAGCGCUCGACGAUACGACUUCUGUUUCCCGCGCUGAGGCUUGUGUUGGUGCGUGCGUUGAAAAUCAACGAGAAGUCCGCGGAGAGAUCGUGGUCGCGCAUUGAAGGCAUCUUGAGAGAGGCUGAGAAAGAGCUCGGUGAUGGCCCCGUCGGCACUCGAUUCCUCGCUGGAGACUCAUUUUCUGCCGCGGACAUUUCGUUCUGCUCCCAUCUCGCGCCAAUUGUCCUGCCUCCACAGCACGAAUUCGUCACACCGUACAUGUCGAUGGAUUCGAUCGUAGAUCCGAUCUUCCGGGAACGAUACGAAUCAGUCAGACGCUCUAAAGUUGGUGAGUUCGUGCUCUGGUGCUACAAGAACAAGCGUCCGAUGCCCAAGGACUGCAUGUAGCCAUCUUGGAAGUUGAAGCGGUAAUUACGCUUCCACUAUUGGACAAUAUUUGGUAGUAUUUUGGCCAAUGAGAUAUUGAUAAUGAAAGACUGGAGGAGAGAAGCCGGUUCACAGACAAGUAAAUCACUUUGCAGC